Molecule: messenger RNA, 705 nt
Organism: Vitrella brassicaformis
Lineage: Eukaryota; Vitrellaceae
Source: the annotation of a GenBank genome assembly
CACACACACGCACCUACUCUAGCCAGCCCCUUUGUCUUGCCCUGCUCUACUCUACUCUGUGCUAUCUGUCUGUCUGUCUGUCUGUCUAUCCUUCCUUGCCCUCUGAGUCUCCACUGCUGCCCUCCCUCAUCCGCUGGGCCCUCUCCCACACAUCCACCACACCACCAAAGAAGUCCGCCUGCGCACGGUGCAGCCGCUGGCCUAUCAGCCGACACCCGUCUGCAGAAGCAUAGCCCCACCCCCCGAAGGGACACCCACGAUGCGCCUUUUCCCCGCUGCUGCCCUCAGCCCCCCGUUGCCCCUCCCCCUCCAUCUCGGCACUGCUCGGAUGUGCGUGCCUGCCCCGGGACCUCUCGUCCUUCUUGUGUGCAUGAUCUUGGCUAAGCUUCCAUUUCUCGAUGAGGGCCUCCAGGUCUUCCUCAGAUGUCGGCAGGGGGCUGGCAGAUGACGGAAGGGUCUGCAGUGGGAUGUCCGUCGAGUCUGUCGGGAUCUUCUGCAGCAGGGAGGGCGGGCGAUGGAUGAGGGGGCGGUGCACCAUUGCGAGGGAGCCGAUGGUGCUAUCCUCCUCCAUGGUGCACCUGACGUCCGGGACCUCUCCCUUGUCGAGAGAGAUCUUCUGCGCCAUCCUCAUGGAUAGAUGGCGCAGUUUCGCGAGCAAUUCUGUCUGCUGAACACUAGGACUGAUCGCUUCGCCGUCCAUUUGGC